GUAUCCAAUCAAAUUUUAUGUAAGAAAUGACUGGUAAAUAAACAUGGCUGCGCCCAUGAGAAAUGAUUUAACUUGUGAAAUUUCCGUCUAUUUUUAAAUUUAAAAGAAUAGUCAAUACUGUAAAAUAAUAGUUAUAAUAUUAAAGUCAUGAACGGUGAAAAUAUUAAAAAAAUUGUUGUUCCAGUAGCUGUCAUUAGUGUUGCAGCCCUUUGGGUUCUUUACAAGCAUUUGAAGUCAACAGUUCAACAGUUGAAAUUUAGGGACAAAUUUUCAAGAGAGAUUCAUGUGGUUGAUACAGUAGAAAAAUGGGAGAAAAUUUAUAUAGAGCUGGUUAGAAGGUGCACAAUGAUAAAGGCUGUUGGGUUUGACUGUGAGUGGGUAUUUGUUGGUCACAGACUUCCAGUUGCUCUUAUACAAAUAGCAACUCAUGAUGGAUACUGUGUAUUGGUUAGAGUUUUCCAGCUUAAGAGUAUACCAGUUACAUUGAGGCAGUUCUUGUCUGAUAAAAGUAUUUUGAAAGUAGGAGUAGCUUCCAGAGAUGAUGGUAGAAAACUUUUGAAAGAUUAUGGUAUUAUGGUCUCGGGAUGUGUGGAUCUUCGACAUAUCUUAGCAAGAACAAGAGCAUUUCAAUGCCCAAGUCAAAGCUUACAAGGCAUAGCAAAAGGAGUUCUUGAUGUCUCAAUGGUUAAAGAUCAAACUAUUCGAUGUGGAGAUUGGGAGGCAGAACAGCUCUCUCAAGAACAGGUUUUUUAUGCUCCCCGUAGUCACAGCUUUGUCUGUCCGUUCGUUACUCUUGUCCAGGACAUAACUUUAAAACAACAAGAGGUAUCAACAUGAAACUUUGUAGGUAGAUAGAUCUCAUUGAGUAUAUGUGCAGUGCUCAAGAACCAUAACUCUGUUUUACCUAAUUUUAGAGUUAUUGCCCUUUUUUCAUUUUUACACUUUAAACUUUGUCCGGGACAUAACUCUAAAACUAUAAGAGAUAUCAACAUGAAACUUUGUAGGUAAAUAGAUCUAAUUGUGAAGAAGUGCAGUGCCUAAUUACCAUAACUAUGUCUUGCCUAAUUUUGGAGUUUUUGCCCUUUUUAGCUCACCUGUCACAAAGUGACAGGGUGAGCUUUUGUGAUCGCUUUUCGUCCGGCGUCCGUCCGUCCGGUGUCCAUCCGUCUGUCGUCCGUCCGUAAACUUUUACUUUAAAUGACAUCUCCUCCUAAACCACUAAGCCAAUUUCAUCCAAACUUCACAGGAAUGUUCCUUUGGUGGUCACCUUUUAAAAAUUGUUCAAAGAAUUUAAUUCCAUGCAGAACUCUGGUUGCCAUGGCAACCGAAAGAAAAAACUUUAAAUAUCUUCUUUUAAAAAACCCAAAGAGCUAUAGCUUAGAUAUUUGGCAUGAAACAUCUUCUAGUGAGUGUCUACCAAGUUUGUUCAAAUAAAAGCCCUGCGGUCAAAAUUGGCCCCGCCCCAGGGGGUCAUUGAUUUUCCCUAUAUGCAUAUAGUAAAAACUUGAAAAAUCUUCUUUUAAAGAACCAAAAGUGCUAGAGCUAAGAUAUUUAGCAUGAAACAUCUUGUAAUGAGUGUCUACCAAGUUUGUUCAAAUAAAAGCCCUGGGGUUAAAAUUGGCCCCGCCCCGGGGGUCAUUGAUUUUCCUUAUAUGUGUAUAGCAAAAAUUUAAAAAUCUUCUUUGAAAAAACCCAAAUAGCUAGAGUUAAGAUAUUAAGCAUGAAACAUUUUCUAGAAAGUGUCUACAAAGUUUGUUCAAAUAAAAGCCCUGGGGUCAAAACUGGCCCCGCCUCAGGGGUGUCAUUGUUUUUAACUAUAUGUGUAUAGUAAAACUUAAAAAAUCUUCUUUUAAAAAGCCCAAUUAGCUAGAGCUUAGAUGUUUAGCAUGAAACAUGUUCUUAUGGGUGUCUACCAAGUUUGUUCAAAUAAAAGCCCUUGGGUUAAAAUUGGCCCUGCCCGGGGGGGUUGGGGGUGGAGGAAGUCAUUUUUUUUUUCAUUAUAUGUGUGUAGUAAAAACUUAACAUCAUGAAACAUCUACUAAUGGGUGUCUUCCAAGUUUGUUCAAAUAAAAGCCCUGGGGUUUAAACUGGCCCUGCUCCGGGGGCCUAUAUACAGGUGAGCGACCUCAGGGCCAUCAUGGCCGUCUUGUUUUAUUUAUACACGUUGAAUAAGAGAUGUCAACAUGAAACUUUGUAGGUAGAUAGAUCUCAUUGGAUAGAAGUGCAGUGCAAAAGAACCUUAACUCUGCUUUGCCUAAUUUUGGAGUUAUUGCCCUUUGUUCAUUUUGACACUUCAAACUUUGUCCGGGACAUAACUCUGAAACUAUAAGAGAUAUCAACAUGAAACUUUAUAGGUAGAUAGAUCUUAUUAAAAUGUAGUGCAAAGAAGCAUAACACGGCCUUGCCUAAUUUUGGAGUUAUUGUCUUUUUUCAUUUUUUUUACUUUAAACUUUGUCAGAAACCAUGGGAGUUAUCAACAACAAAUUUUGUAGGUAGAUUGAUCAAUGCAAUCAAACAUUAACUCUGCCUUCCUUAACCCAUUACCGGAUAUAUAGGCCUUUUAAAGCCUUUUUCAACCCCCUCCCUCAUUUUGUUGUCUCUAAUGGUAAAAAAAUGCCUAUUAAGGCCCCCAACAAAUGUUUUUGUUUGAGAAAUGUUUAAAAAAGUGACAACUUUUUUGGCGCCGCCCCCUAUCCAAAAGAUACAUCAAGGGGUUGCCAGAAAUGGGAUGUGCCCCCUUCUGUUUAGGGGUUUGAAGGGGGCACCAGCCCCCCUCAUCGCCAAGAAAAUUUUGGACAUGUGACAGGUGAGAGGCUAAAAGUGACCCCAGCCUGAUCAUAAGGUAACGUGUAACCAAUGCUGAAAAGCCUUUGACUCUAUCGAAAACCAUUGUGAUGUUGCAGCACUAUGAAAUCAAUUUUGAUUGAAAAAAUCAACGGAAAAUAGUGAUUUUUGGCAAUGUUGAGAUGUCCCCUCAUUGCCAUGGUAAUAAGAAAUUUAAGACUGAGCAUGUUGUUGCAAAGGCAAUGGUCCAGUCAACAUUUGUGCCAAGUUUGUUAAGAAUUGAAGCAGUUUUAUAGCAAUUUGAACUUGUAACGGGAGACUUUUCAAUGAAAACAGCCAUUUUUCACAAAAUGCUCAUGCAGUAAUGGGUUAUUUUGGAGAAAUUGCCCUUGGUCCAUUUUUAGCUCGACUAUUCGCAGAAUAAUCGAGCUAAUGCAGUCACCUAUUUGUCGGCGUCGGCGUCGGCGUCCCUGUGGUUAAGUUUUUGUAUGUAAGCUGGUAUCUCCAUAACUACUGAAGGGAAUGGAUUGAAACUUCACACACUUGUUCUCUGUGAUUAUCUAAGAUGAUUGGCACAAGUCCCAUAACUCUGAUUUGCUUUUUUCAUAAUUAUGCCCUUUUUCGACUUAGAAAUUCUUGGUUAAGUUUUUGUAUGUAAGCUGGUUAUCUCCAUAACUAAUGAAUGGAAUGGAUUGAAACUUCACACACUUGUUCUCUGUGAUUAUCUAAGAUGAUUGGCACAAGUCCCAUAACUCUGAUUUGCUUUUUUUCAUAAUUAUGCCCCUUUUUCGACUUAGAAAUUCUUGGUUAAGUUUUUGUAUGUAAGCUGGUAUCUCCAUAACUACUGAAGGGAAUGGAUUGAAACUUCACACACUUGUUCUCUGUGAUUAUUUAAGAUGA
Molecule: messenger RNA, 3684 nt
Organism: Ruditapes philippinarum (Manila clam)
Lineage: Eukaryota; Metazoa; Mollusca; Bivalvia; Venerida; Veneridae
Product: exonuclease 3'-5' domain-containing protein 2-like
Exons: 5
Coding region: 148-837 (229 amino acids)
Biological process (GO): nucleobase-containing compound metabolic process
Cellular component (GO): nucleus; cytoplasm
Molecular function (GO): 3'-5' exonuclease activity; nucleic acid binding
Source: RefSeq, a predicted model, not a curated record